CUGAGCCGUUUAAGGAAACUAUUGUUAAAGUUUGGCUGGACUUGUUUUGGUCUGGUCAGCCACCGAGACCGACGUUUUGUUGACAAUGUGAUUGUUAAUUAACAGCUGAGUGGUAAAGAAAUAUUAGUGUCAAAUGUUUAUGGCAAUGGGGUCAGUGAAACUCAACGCUGGGCAAGAAAAUUCAGCGACGGCGGCCACAGUCGCAGAGGCCAAGUUGGUGUGCCAGGGAGUAAACAACCAGAGCUACACCUGUGAGUCAGGUCACUGCUGUGGAGAGACACAGUGCUGCAGCUACUACUAUGAACUGUGGUGGUUCUGGCUGGUGUGGGCUCUGAUCAUUAUCCUGACAUGCUGCUGUGUUUGUCAGCACUGGCGCUCCAAGCAACGUUUCCAGCAGCAGCGCCGGCAGAACGAGAUCAACCUCAUUGCAUACAGAGAGGCUCACAACAACUCUCACCUACCCCUUUAUCUCAGAUUCUUGCCCACCUACCUGUUACCAGCCUAUGAAGAGGUAGUUGAUCGCCCAGUCACACCACCUCCUCCCUACACCCCUCUUCAGCCAGCACCUACUCCCACAGACCCACCUGAGGAAUGCCCUUGCCCACACUCAUCAGUCUCUGUCCCUAGUGAUGCUGAUGCAGUACUCCCUGCUACUCCAGAGGUCACGCAGCCCCACCUUCACAGCGCGUACAAUCCCAACAAGGACUCGACGCCGGGCAGGUACCGGCGCUUCACAGGGGAUUCUGGGAUUGAAGUGUGCGAUGGCCAGGAACUUUGGGAUCAGCACAGCUUUUUAGAAAAUGAGGAAGAGACAGAAGAAGAGGGGACGGGACAAAUGGAGGACCCAUGUGAUCGCUGUGGUCCAGAGACCUUUGAACACAGCCAUAUUGGUGGAGCAGACAUUACUGAAAACACAGAUGGACACGCAGCCAUGGAUACAGAGCCACAGUCCCUUAGGUAAUCCAAAAGAAUGCCUUUAAUAUCUGCAGUCCUAAAACAAAACUCUGCAGCAGUCUCUUCUGCAAUAUUAUGCCUUUGGUGCUCAGAGGUUUGGCCUGUUUUCACCUGUGUACAUAUGUAACACCAGUGUGUGACAGGCCUGAAGACAAAUAUGACUAAAUAUUUUAAUACAUAUUUUAAUUUUAAUUUUAAUAUAUUUUAACAAUUUUGAAAACUGUAAAGCUACAUCAUGCAAUUUCUGGUUUGGAGCAGAGUGUGUUUUUAGCCAAGCUCUGCUCAUUUUCAAGUCGAAUUUGGACAGUUGCUCACAUUGAAGAGCUGUCCAACUGUCUGCAUUAAAAUUUUCUCCCGCCAGGGGGCAGCACUGAUUUUCAUGUUCAUAUACUCGGUUCUUAAAACUUUGUUCAAAGGUUCCUUGAGUCACAGAUCCUGAUGUAACUUAAGGAGCUGUUGCUCUGUCACUGCAUAGGUCUAGGUGAGGGUUCAGUAAUAUAGAGCUAGAGUUUUUUUGCAGAUACUGAUACAUGACAGUUGUUUUUUUAAAUCCAGUAACCAUAUAGGAAAAGAUAGUUGUUUUUUUACAUACAAGCAUAACAUGAUUUUUUUUUUCCAUAAAGAUGCCUUAAAUUUGAUUCUAAAAGAACUGUGACCAAAAUAUGUACCAAUUAGAACAUUUUGUAGUGAUAAUGUAACUAUGUAAUGUAAUGUAAGCCACCUUAAACAUUUCCUCUGAUACUGAUAUAUCAGUGAUAAGAUGAAAUCAGCCCGCUGUCUAGUGGAAGCUAUGUCUUAAAUAUCUCAGGUUGCAGUAAGCUACGUAGAGCACUGUAGAAAAUCAUUGAGCAGGACUGCUUUAGCAUCAUUGACUACAUUUGCAUGCACAGAUUAUUCUUGUUUUGCCCUUAAUCCCAAAAUAGACAAUAUUGUUAUUAAGCUAUUUACACGGCUAAUGAAAAUUCCAUUAAUAGUCCAAUUAACAUGCCCCAGCAUGUCAAUGUUCUAUAAAAGGCAUGGCCUCAUUUAUGAUAUAAUAUUUUACAGAGGUAAAAUCAUUAUGGCAGUACUUUUUAUAUUACGUCAUUUAUUUACCUAUAUAUAAGAGAAAAUACACUUUCAGCACUGUGGGGAAGGACAGCUCCAACUUAUGAUGUAUGUCAAUAUGGAAAAGUGGAACAACUUGGGUGGCUUGUCAUUUUUUCAAAGGUUUCUCACCAGUGGUGGACUUAUUGGAUCAUGCAAACACAGCCUCCCUCUUUCAUUCCCUUUAAAAACCUUGAAAAUCUUUGCAUUGAGAUAUUUCUGGACAUAACAAAACCUGUUGAUAUCCAAGGCUUUCAUAAUGUUAAAAGGUAGAUGUGUCUUCUUCUGACAUGAAUUGUGGGCUUUUCUUUUGCAUCCCUACCCCAGCUUUGCAAACUGUUGGUGAAUUGGUUUGGUUACAACACAUCAAUGACAAUGUACAAAACUGACUAUAAACAGACAAGAGGCUGUGUCGCAAACUGCAGUAAAAACACCAAUUGAGAUGUAUAUUGUGAUUGCGCUGUAUACAUGCCUAAAGAAUGCUAUUAAAACGCGAAUAAUACAGGCAUAUCCCACAUCCCAUCAGAAAAUGUAAAAUUCAGAAUAAGGCCUCAUUCAGAAUAUCUAAAUGGAAUAUGCUAUUUACAUGACCUGCAUCAAAUUCAGAAUACUGUCAUAUUAUGAAUAAUAGUGGAAUAUUAGUGUGCAUGUAAACAUAGUUAAUGUCAUGAAGUACCUUAAGUUGUCAGGUAUUAUUGCUGGAUCAGCCCAAACCAGACAGUCCUGGCUGGUUAUUGUAUCCAUAACACUUUCUACAUAGAUAUACCACAAACUGUAUCAUGAUAAAUAUUAUUUUAAUGAUCUAAAAUUACAAGUAUUGCACAUGUGGGUUUCAUACAUUUUGCCCACUUUAUAACAAGUUGAACUGGUAAUUUCAGCUCAAUGCUACAUUUGACAUGAAUGCCCAGUCCAACCAAGCUGAACAGAGUCUAAACUGCAGCUAAAGAGCCGCAGAGGAACGCCACAUACUAGUGCUCUGUAAUAAUGCUGUAUGUGACACUUAAAACUCACCUGGCAUCUUCACUGACAAUAUAAAACAACUUUGCAUAUUGUACUCUGGUGUCUUAAGAUAUAUCCUGGUUUAUACUAUGAAUUGGCUACUUUAUUAUGUGAAUAAUCACAUUUUGAAUCUAUAACACAGCAUGUAGUUGAUUCACAUUUACUAUACAUAAGCAUUGCCAUCAUAAUGCCACACAUGGGGACAACAUUCAAGUUCAGAGACCAUAGCUGAGCUGAUGACAGAGCUACAGCCCCUAAAUAUCCAUGUUUUUUUGUUGAUCAUAUGAUCAACAAAAAAACAUGGGACGCUUUUCGGACAGUUGUCACAUGAUUGGAGGUUUUGCAAAAAUGUUCUGCAUUUGUUUCUUUGAUAAUAACGCUGACAAUCAGAAAGUGGUAAUUUAGAAACCUAGUGUUUUAUAUAAUCAGUUUUCCAUCAUUUAGAUAAUGUACCAGAUAGUCAAGUCUGAUACAACAAGACUAAUGUUUUACAGACUGUCACACUUGGUAUAGUCAACCAGGACAGGUGAGAAAAGUAUUGAGAUGGUAAAAAAGAAAAGGUAAAUGUGCAAAAUAUUGCUAAAACUCCAAUCAUGGUCAAAUAUUGUUUAUAAAAGGGUUUUAAAAAACUCAAGAUUGAUUUAAUGAUACUUCUUGAAAAUCACCAGCUGCAUACUAUGCAUUCACUGCCAGCAUGUUUGUAUACAGGAUGGACUCUUAAGUACAUGAUCAGUUUUCUGCUCCCUGCUGAUGAUCAUUAGGUCUAAGGUCAAAGAGUCUUAAGUCAGCAUCACACUGCUGUUAUAUUAGAUGCCAUAGUGCCAUAAUGUAUAGCCUUAUUUAGCCUUUGAAUAGAAAAUAUUUAGGUGAACUUAUUCAUAGCUCUGGAGUCUCUUUGACUUUGAGUUGACAAUUGUAACCCCUCAGUGUACUCUGAUACAAUCAUCAUUCAAUCCAUGCUAUUUUAUGCAGGAUUUGGGUUUCUUGAAGUUUUGCCAAAAAAUUCUGCACGUCAGAUCUGGGUUUAAUACUGCACAAUGACCAAACUCAAUUUGUAAAGACUAUAUGAACAUAUCACCAUCAGUGUGUUUAUUCUGAAAGCACACAGUAUACAAAGGGGAUGACUGACUAUGGUGCAGCUUGUGGAUACACUCCAUGUAAAAACGUGUCAGUCAAAUACAAACCUUUCAGUGCACUGAGGGAACGUUUCUCCAGCUGAGCACUUUUCAACAUUAUGCAGCAUUGAACAGUGGUCUUCAGCACCUGCUGCUACACUGUAUGUGUACAUAUAUGUGUAUGUAUAUACAUAUAUAUAUAUGCUCUUUAUUAUCAUCUGCUGAAUGAAAUUAUAUUUUUCUGUAGCAUUUUGUAUAAAAUAUGGUUAUUAAAAGUUAUGGAUGACA
Messenger RNA from Epinephelus lanceolatus (giant grouper), 4442 nucleotides. RefSeq names its product WW domain binding protein 1-like a (gene wbp1la). The record is from RefSeq and is a predicted model, not a curated record. Lineage: Eukaryota; Metazoa; Chordata; Actinopteri; Perciformes; Serranidae.